UGUGAGAGGUGCUUGCCCAAUAUGUGUGAUGCAAAAUGGGGAUGCUUUGUGAAGAAAUCAUCCUUGUAAAGCCAUUGGUUCUGGUCAUCAGACUCUAUCCAAUGCUUUAGUGAUGAUGCUGCUGAUCUAUUUGGGAAGUUGGCUGGCUCUCAAGGCAGAGUCUCUUCUCAAAGGCUGUUUCACAGUGAAAAUAUGCUCAGUGCAGCCGAGUGCAUGAAUGAAAAAGCCUCUGGUACCUUCUAGUCUGGCAAAAUGCAGCACAAAACUCAACUUACUCUGUCCUUUCUGCUGUCCCAGGUUCUGCUGCUUGCGUGUGCAGAAGAUUUAGAAUGUGUCCCUGGAUUCCAGCAAAAGGUUUUUUAUAUUGAACAGCCAUUUGAAUUCACAGAGGACCAGGCAGUUCUGAACCUGGAAUUUGAUGACUGCAAGGGGAAUAACAAAUUGAACUUCGAAGUUUCUAACCCAGACUUCAAGGUGGAACACGAUGGGUCUUUAGUUGCACUAAAGAAUGUCUCAGAAGUUGGCAGAGCCUUGUUUGUCCAUGCACGGUCCGAGCAUGCUGAGGAUAUGGCAGAAAUUUUGAUUGUUGGAGCAAAUGAAAAACAUGGUGCAUUAAAGGAAAUCUUUAAGAUAGAAGGCAACCUUGGAAUUCCAAGACAAAAAAGGGCUAUUUUGGCAACUCCGAUAUUAAUUCCUGAAAAUCAAAGACCACCAUUCCCCAGAUCUGUUGGCAAGGUCAUCAGCAGCGAAGGGACAGAGGGAGCAAAGUUCCGUCUCUCUGGUAAGGGAGUAGAUCAAGACCCAAAAGGAAUUUUCAGAAUCAAUGAGAUCAGUGGGGACGUCUCCGUGACUCGGACCCUUGAUAGAGAAGCAAUUGCCAAUUAUGAGCUGGAAGUUGAGGUCAUAGAUAUUAGUGGGAAAACCAUUGAUGGUCCGGUCCGCCUGGAUAUUUCUGUCAUUGAUCAGAAUGAUAACAGGCCAAUGUUUAAAGAAGGACCCUAUAUUGGUCAUGUCAUGGAGGGAUCCCCUACAGGAACGACUGUGAUGCGUAUGACGGCGUUUGACGCUGACGACUCCAGCACAGACAACGCUCUUCUGCGGUACAACAUCCUCAAACAGACACCUACCAAACCAUCUCCAAAUAUGUUCUACAUUGACCCAGAAAAGGGAGAUAUCGUUACAGUGGUGUCACCUGUGCUUUUGGAUCGUGAGACUAUGGAAACCCCGAAAUAUGAGCUAGUUAUAGAAGCCAAGGAUAUGGGUGGUCUUGAUGUGGGACUAACUGGCACAGCAACUGCCACUAUUCUUAUUGACGACAAAAAUGACCAUCCGCCAGAAUUUACCAAGAAAGAGUUUCAAGCCACAGUAAAGGAAGGAGUCACAGGUGUAAUAGUAAACUUAACCGUUGGUGACCAAGAUGACCCAGCAACUGGAGCAUGGAGAGCUGUCUACACCAUUAUCAAUGGAAAUCCAGGGCAGAGUUUUGAAAUCCAUACCAAUCCCCAGACUAAUGAAGGAAUGCUCUCAGUUGUCAAACCUUUAGAUUAUGAGAUUUCGGCAUUUCACACAUUGCUGAUCAAAGUAGAAAAUGAAGACCCACUGAUUCCAGACAUCACCUAUGGCCCCAGUUCCACAGCAACAGUUCAGAUCACGGUUGAGGAUGUGAAUGAAGGACCAGUUUUCCACCCAAACCCAAUGAGAGUGACAAAACAAGAAAACAUCCCCGUUGGCAGUGUUGUGUUAACGGUAAAUGCCACUGAUCCAGAUACUCUGCAACAUCAGACUAUCAGGUAUUCGGUUUACAAGGAUCCUGCAGGCUGGCUGGAAAUCAACCCUACCAAUGGUACCAUUGGCACCACUGCCAUCCUGGACCGGGAGUCUCCUUAUGUCCAGAAUAAUGUAUACACUGCGCUCUUUCUGGCGAUAGACAGUGGUAACCCUCCUGCUACAGGUACAGGAACUUUACACAUCACCCUGGAGGAUGUCAAUGACAACGUUCCAUCACUUUAUCCAACACUGGCAAAAGUUUGUGAUGAUGCAAAAGAUCUCAGGGUAGUGGUAUUAGGAGCAUCAGACAAAGACCUUCACCCCAACACAGAUCCAUUCAAAUUUGAACUGAGUAAACAAUCUGGCCCAGAAAAAUUGUGGAGAAUCACCAAGCUUAACAAUACGCAUGCCCAGGUCAUCCUGCUUCAAAACCUGAAAAAGGCCAAUUACAACAUCCCAAUCUCAGUGACAGAUUCUGGAAAACCACCUCUGACUAACACCACAGAACUGAAAUUACAAGUGUGUUCCUGCAAGAAAUCCAAAAUGGACUGCAGUGCAACUGAUGCCCUUCACAUCAGCAUGACCCUUAUCCUCCUCUCACUCUUCAGUUUAUUGUGUCUGUAAGAACUCCUGACAUUUGAAGCUGUCCUACCGAGUUGCCAUGGCAAUGAGAAAAAAGGAAACGUCAGAUCUGAAGAUCGCAGUUUACAGUUACUGUUCUUCACUACCAGGCCUCAGUUGCUCCAGAUUCAGUUUAAUUUGCAACCUCACUUAAUCUGUCCAACUGUACAUUGGUGUUUGACAGCCUCUACCCUAACUUCUGUUUAUUAAUGGAUUCCUCUUGCAAGACGCAAGGUUUAUGCGAAUUUUCUCUGAAUAUUAAAAGACCACGACAUCUAAACUGGACCUUGGGGGAGUAGAAAACAGAUUGACUCAAUUUUUUUCUAUCUGUUGACUUGUUGCUAUUCAACUGUUCAGAAAAUAUUUUGUCUGUGGGUUAGUAUUUGUAUAUGUAUGAGUGUAUGUAUAUAUAUAUAUUUAUAUAGAGAGAAGAGUUAUAGGACAGGUUUAGCUUUUAUAAAAUAUUCAUCUGGAGUGUGGAAGGGACAGAGCAGAAUAAUAGAGCCACAGAUGAAUGGUAACUAUUCUACUACCAUGGCUAAACCUACUGUGUUUGCUGUUUAUAGUGUGGCCAGAAGGAGAGAGCGAUUGCAAUCGUACCGCUACAACAGAUAAAGCAGGCUCGGGGCUCUGCAGCGUCACUUCUCGUACCUCAGGUUCAGCAAACAAAAAAAUGCAAGUCCACUGGCUUGUUUCUGGUCUGAACUGCUCUCUUUGUACCCCGAAUGAAUUGACGUCAGGAUUUACAGCGCUGGGAGUGCUGGGCCUGAUUCUAAAGGGGCAAAAGUCUUUGUGUUCCUGCCGAUAAUUAUUUGACAGGGCAGUUUACAAGAUUUAAGUCUUUGAUCAGCUCUGCAGCCAUGGUUAAGUAGGUAGAUGUCUGCAUAUGAGAAGCUGAUUAGAACAGCAAAAGCAGAGUAUUUCUCAGAGCAGUGGUCUCUCUCUCAGCCUCUGUGCAGCUGCCAUUACAUACAUAAGCGCAAGGAGGAAAACAGAUGCCCUGUUAUAUAAAUAUAUUCACACACACACAAAUAUAUAGUUUUGAAUAUAUAUAUACAUACAUACACAUGUACACACAGUUUCCAGUUAAGAGUAACAAGAGCAUUUCUUUGUAUGUGUAAACUUACCACACUUGUUUGCAGAGAUGGAGAAAAAAAAGGGUGUUCGUUAUAUAUGAAUAUGAAUCCUUUUUUAUUCUGUGAGCAUGUAAGGUUAAAAAAAAAAUCCUUCUAAUUGUAUCAAGAUGAUCAUCUUGUUAAUAAAUUGUAAAUGAUCCAUCAAAGCUCACACCAAAUUUUUAUAAAAUUAACACAAAACGUAUACUAGUGACAGACUGUGGCUUUUAUUAGAGCUUGCCAGUAACUAGGGUAAGGUGUCUUAGAAUAUUUUAAUAAACUUGCUUACUUAAAGUUUAAACAAGAAAGCUUCCUUAUGCAAUAGAACUUUGCAGCUGCAUUCUUUAGUUAGCAUUUUUACAGUACUUAUGAAUCAUACUGUAUGUUGUCUUUAUUACAGUGAGAUUAUGAGCAUAUCUUCCACACCACUUAUACAUUUCAAUAGUAAAGCUUUUUGGAAAAGUUAAAAAGUCCAAACAUAAAUUUAGUUUUCCAUAAUGCUACACUAGAUAUUAAAUGUGUGUUGGUGGUUAAAAAUUGCUGUACAAUAGCUUUUCUCCGACUUCCUGUAUUGUACCAAAUAUGAAACAGAUCUUUUUUCUUUUUUUUUUUUAAAUCAAAAGGAAUACUAACAACAGCAACAGAGGAAAAAUUAGUUUGUGUUGUGAACUUUCCUAACAUUCGUAGUUUUCUUGACAAGAUACAAACUGCCUUCAGACAGGAACCUGUUUUUCUCUCCCAGCCCUGCCCAAGUGAACCCUCCCACGGCCCCUGUUCCUGGGGGUGUUGCAAUCACCAAAGUGGUACUUUGGGGUCAGUGGGACUUUCUGUUAAGGCAUUUCAGAGGGAGGUGGCUGAUCUCAAACCUUAACACAGACAGGCUUCUAGUUUUCUUUCUCUGCCCCCUGCCUUGUAAUAUAAUCAUGUGCUUCUGCUUUAUUAUCAACAAUCAUGUCUCUUAAAAAAUACAGUUUUGGGGCAAAGUUUAAAAAGGAAAAAAAAUGAACAAAUGUAUAACACUACUGGAUUUUCAACACAUAUAUUUAAUGAAUGCAUCCAAAUGCACCCAAAGAUAAACUGCACCCUAUGCUUUGAUCUACAAAACCUCUAUCUUGAAUAAAGGAAAUUAUAAAAUCCUCUCCCACAAAUACUCCUUUCCUACUUGUUUUCUUCCUCGCUCUAUCCAGCAAAACCCAAUUCUGGAGAGACACCCAUUGACAUUAGUGUAAACUCUAUCAAGUAGUGGAUAAAGCCACCGUUUUCUGGUUUAAACCGAGGCUCACAGAGCAUUUGUUGAAUCGUUCCAAGGGCAUCCAAAAUAAGGAACAAAGAAAAAUCUCUUCUGCCUGGAACUACGCUAUCAAUGGGAAGAUUCUACCACUUUGUACCCGAGGAUGAGAUCUAUCUUCUUGGAUAAUACUGCAACAUUUGGACAUGUAGAGAGGUCAGUAUCAUGGCUGAAACUCUGAAUCAAGGUGUAUCAAAGCCUUCAUUCACUGUUAGCAAUAUUUCUGCACCUAGAUUAGUGCCUCCCUGCCUUUAUGUGUGUCUCUAGACUUCAGACAGAGCUCAUCACUGGACUACCUAAGCACGCAAAGAGAAGCUGAAGCUGCCAUGUUAAUGUUUCUCCCUCUGUACCUGAGAAAAAAAACUUUUAACCACGAGAUUGGAGCACUUCCUGUAGCAUUAUCCAAGCGACAAUAUAAUACACAAUAUUAGAAUCUCAGUUUUCUUACCUGAAUAAGAUUGUUGGCUCUGGCUCAAAACAAUGGUGCCUAGUUCCUGAAAUAAAGGAGAAACAAUAAUUUAUUAGUUUUUUUCCACAAUAUCACACACACACAAAAAAAAAAAAAAAAAAGUAGAAAAGUUAAUAAAUUGGUUGUCAUAUUUUUAUAGUUAAUUAUGCUUAACAUAAUUGUUCAGGCAAGCUUGCUGCUGUUAUGGCACUUAUUUCUACCUGGUUGUUGUGGUCACUACAACGUAUAUUUCAGUCCAUAUUUGUAGACAUACAACACUGUCCUGAGUCAGAAGGGCAGUGAACUUGUUUUUUUCAUUUCAUAACAUGCACAGAACUUCUUAUGCAAAAAAACGUUUCACUUGAAAAGAGUAUCUGCUCUUAAAAUGCAAAUUAGGUAUAGCAGUUAAUCAGAGAGGAGUUUAUUAGCAAGACAAAGGGCUCACUGGUGGUUGUACUUGCUAAUUGAGCCCUAUCUGUACACCUCGUGUGUGCUUUUACCACACACCUAUAUGCAUUUAUUAAUGUACAUUUUGUUGAGGAACUGUAGGUCUGAAAAUGAAAACAAAGGGAAAACAGCUGAAUUUCCUAAUGGGUAUCAAGAAAAUUAGGUAGGAGUGGAACACUGGCUAAUACACUUUCUGGCCCCAGUGUAAAUCAAAGAGCAACUCCAUUACUAGAAUUGUUUAAGGUUUUUCAUCUAAACCUCCCCACAUAUUGCUUUUCGUGGCCUGCUGUGAACAGUAAAGCAGCAAUAUUUGUCACAGGAUAGUUGAGUGCUUAUGUAUUAUCAAAGGUCUGUCUUUUGUGACAUACAGAGAAACCUACAGCUUAGACACCUCCCACAGCUGCCUCACUUUUCUUCACCAACCACUUUAACAUGUCACUAAUGCACCCAGCACAAUUUGGUUUCUCCUUUAUUUGAAAUGGCUGUGGCCUGUAGUCAAAUAAUUUAGCCUGGUCUCCUGCAUAGUCACUUAGGGAUCACUACACUACAAAGCUCAUUUGUUAAAUUAUGGACUCAUAGUCAGUUUGUAGGGUCCCAGCUAAUUUUUUUCAUCACUACAAAAAGGAAGGAAGAUGUAUGUUAUUAACAACUUUUACAUAAUUUGCCUUGGUUUGGGUUUUUGUCCUGUAUCUGAAAUACCAAGAAAGAUGCCACUAUUCUUCUCAAUUGCUUUUAAAUUCCGCCACUUGAAACACAGCAGAAUUUUGUACACAAAUAAUUUUACAUCACCUUGUCUGAAGGCUUAGUUUCUUUCUGAACAGAUUUAAUAAUGUCAUUUAAAAAACACCUCACAAGAUAGAUUAUAUUAAAGCCACAUCACCUUGAGAACAUCAAGUCUAAGGCAAAUCUCUGAUCCUAUCUGCCCUUUAUUGCAUCUCUAGAAACUCUGUUGUCUGAGAGAUACACUGUCCAGUGCUAACAAGAAAGAUAAAUAACUAAAAUAGCAAUUAUUUUACUUCACUAACUCUAUGAUCUGUAAUCUUUAGCAUUAACAUGCAAAGUACGUUAGGAAUUAUCAUUAUAACUAUUCUGUUUAAAACAGAUAUAGCUGCCUAUUUUGCUAUGUAAAACACAUAACACAUUGACUACACUGUUCUCUCACCUCACAUCAAGAUAUGCUACAGGUGAUUUAUAUUUGUCCAAAUGAAAUGGAUACACUCAUACAUUCUCAGUGGAAAGUUACUAGUUGCACAAUUGCUAUGUGUGUGUAUAUAUGUAGAUAUAUAGAGAUAUACACAUACAUAUAUAAAUAUAUAUAUAUAAAAUAUAUGCAGAUGGAGGGAGACUAAUACAACAUGGGGACUUGGAAUGAGCAGUUUAAUUCCAUGAAUUAUGGAUGAAUACAUGAGUUAAGGGACAGCAUGGGUUAUGUGUGCAAAAAAACCUACACACAAAAACCCAGACUUAUCCCAACUCUCAUGUUGUAUUUAUGCUGCCUUUAGCUGUCCCCUCAUAACACAAUUAUAUAAUUUGAAGAUAUGCAUCAUUGUUUACUGACUCAUUUUUAGCUGUCUAUGUGUCAGCAGGUCACCAGUAGUGGAAAGGGAAGGGUUUGUAGCCAGAAUUCUGCAUUACUGUGCUUUCAGUGGGACAGCUUUUCAGGAAAGCUUCAUCCACCCUUUGAACACUACACUCCUCCUCUGCAUCAGCAAACGACUGUAUUCGGUGACUCGGGGCUAAAAUGAAUGUAGUCUAAAGACAGCCUGUGUGCAUGUCCACGCACACCCCCCUGCCUGGGACCGUGCACUAAGAGCGUGUCUGGUGGACUGUGGUGGUGAAUUCAGUACAAACAAGCUGUGCUGUUACUGCAUUUCAGACAGAACCCUCCUGUAAAAUCAUAUUUGCCCCAUAACAUACUCUGUCUCUUUAAUUUACCACCAAGAUACUUCUUUAUGAUUUUCUUUCUUUUUUUAAAAAUUCAAGCAAAGAGGAAAAUAUUUUAUUUGAUUUAAAGAUACUUAAUUGAGCUACUUUUCCAAUUAAACGUUCCUUUGGGCCCUAGUUGCUGAAUUGCUUGCUGUUUCUGAGGUGUAAAUAAACGUUUUGAUUUAUGAUGUGGUUGCAAAGAAACUUGUAAUUUAUUUGUGAAAUGCUCAAAUAAAGGAUGUAUGGGCUUUUA
Molecule: messenger RNA, 7865 nt
Organism: Columba livia (rock pigeon)
Lineage: Eukaryota; Metazoa; Chordata; Aves; Columbiformes; Columbidae
Gene: CDH13
Product: cadherin 13
Exons: 14
Coding region: 253-2391 (712 amino acids)
Biological process (GO): cell-cell junction assembly; cell morphogenesis; calcium-dependent cell-cell adhesion
Cellular component (GO): adherens junction; plasma membrane; catenin complex
Molecular function (GO): calcium ion binding; cadherin binding
Source: RefSeq, a predicted model, not a curated record